CUCGCGAAAACGGUUGGGUAUGGCUGUGUCUGGCAAAAAACCCCCGAAAAUCGGCCACAGCGACUGUCUGUCCUACCUGCAGAGCCUGGGAGAUGUCUUGCCGGAGGACGCCGCCCUGCAGCUGGCCCAGCGAAUACGGGCGGAAGAGGAGGAGGCGGAGGCUAUGCAGGGAGACACGUGCGGCGGCGCCAACCAAGCCGCCCUGAACGUCAGCUUCCGUGUGUACUACCACAUAGUACACAAGUAUGAGCUGAAGGAUACCCACUUCAGGGAUCUCCCAAAGCGGUUGUCUUGCGAACAGGCCAGUGGUUUCCUCAUGCUCCAGUCCGUAUUGCUCACCGACCAUUGGAAGCAACUGGAUGCUGACCUGCUAGAGGGGAAGUGCACAACAGCCAUAAUUGAAGCACUUAUACGGAACAGCCCCAGUUUGAUGGCCGUGCUUAAGGCGACCAAUCUCUUGGUGAAGAAGUUUCCACGACUAGAGUUGUUAGCGCUGCGACUUGAGCAUUUCUACCACUGCCUUCAGCGCCAGAACCAGACUGGAUCCCGAGAAGAGGCGCUGACGCUUUACAAUCAUUGCUGUAAGCAGCAGGAACGGGCAUUUUCAUACUUCCGGUUGAUCGCAGAAUUCUGGCCUUGGACCAAUCGCAACAAGUACUACCUGCUAAGCGGCAUCCUCAAUUCGCACCCAUUGCCCGAGCUUCUGGCAACCACUAACCAAAGCGAGGCGGAGUUUUUCAACGGUCUGCGCCUCAGCUUAAGCUACAAGGGUUUGAGGGCUGCCAGCCAGUAUCCGGUGAAGAGCCUAAGCAAUCAGUGCUCACCAGCACUACUUGCAGCCAGUGUGGAGCUGUUGGUCAGCGGCAGUGUUGCCGAGAUCCAGAAUUUUCAUUCCCAAUGGUUCCUCCGGAUCCAGCAACGCGAUGUGUUGUUCGAGCUCCUCCAAGCCAACCCACAGAUCGUUGAGUUUUUGGGCUGCUCCGAAGAUUUAAGGUCACCGGCGGAUCAGUUGCGCCUCAUCUUGAUCUUUAGUAUGUUCGCAAAAGAGAUUUAUGCCGCCUCUAAGUUGCAUUUCUUCAAAAUCAGCACAGAGCUGCUGACCAACUGUAGCCAAUUGGAAACUGAGGCCCAGCUGCUAGUGUUCCGCUUUCUGGUCGACAACCUGGCCAACUUUGCGGUCGAAGAUUGCCUGGAGUUCUUUCACAGCUUCGUCGAUCGGCAUCGUGGCGUCGAGAGUUCAGAGUUCCGGAACACGAUGCUGGGCAAGAUACCUACCAUCAUCAACCACACUGCCAAGCAUUUCCAUAGGGCGCUUAAGACCGGAGGCGAUGGCCUGUCGGUGAAUAUUAAGCGAUUCUUUUCGCACUUGCAGGAACUCAUCGAGCGCGACAUCAAGAGCGAGGUCUACCAGCCCAAGAUAUUUGCUCUCAAGUUGCUAGAGAUCCUGAACAGGUCUUUGUACGCCGAAAACGUAACGAAGAAUGCCAAGAUGUGCAGCACCCAGCAGAACCAACGAAUGGGCACGUUCCUUCUGGAGCUUGGCGUCUUUCGGCCUCAGGUGGUAACCAAGCAGCUUUUUGAGUCCCUCAACGAUCCUCAGGGCUUCGAUGAUGCCUUAGAGUUAACGGUCUCCCUACUGAUUCAGUUGGGGCACGUGGAUACCGAGCUGUGUGUGGAGCGAUGUCUUAGCCUGUGCCACAACUCAGAUGUGGAUGAAUGUUCACUCGUGUCACUCUACUCUCAGUUGGCGGUGGUAAAACAGGAUUCAGCCAAGAAAUUAUUCGACGUGUGCCUCAAGGGGCUACAAGAAAAACUGCAAUCAUACAUGGAGGAUCCUCUGCUUGCGGCCAAGGCUGGAGGUCAUCUCUUUGGGUACCUUCGUGGACUGGACGAGGUGGUGCGGUCAGGAGUGCCAGAAUUGCAGACGCCUCUGGAGGAUCUGUUGCCGCUGCUGGAGCGCAUUCUUAGUGGCAUCUUGAAGUUUCUCAAUUUGGCCAAUGCCCGACGACAGGAUGAAACGGCUGCCACCGCAGCCAGCUUCCAGGACAUGGACGAGAGUCUGCAUCUACUAGUCAACGAGAGCUCCUUGAAGGCCGGAGAAGGGGCAGAGGCGUGGCGGAAGUAUUUGCUGAUGAGUUUCUGGCUGACAUUGAAGGGCUGUUGCGAUCUGGCUACCAGCAUUGGCUGUUCCCUGCUUCAAUCCACUGCCACCGUGAAUAUCGUUGCCCUGCGCCGCUGUCUCGACAUCAACGUAUCGGUACUGACGCUAUGCCGUCACAAGGGUGCUAUUGAGUCUGCCGGUCUAAGCAUAGGUAGACUGACCCGUGGGAUCACCAACACCUUGGAGAGCCAGGAUGCUGGUUUCCAAAUGCUUUACGAUUGUCUGGAACGAGAACUGCUGACAGAGAGCCGGCAGGUGAGCACCACGCGGCGUGGCGCUGGCUUUGCCAUUAUGUUCCUACACGUCCUCAAGAACGACAAUCCGCGGCAGCGUGUGAUCCUGCACCGAGCAGUGCAGCAGAUACUCAAGAGGCUAAACGAUAAGCGUCUGGCGGAGAAUACGCCUCCGGACAGCAGCAAUCAUGAUCGCUGGGAAGCUCUGGUGCUGCACUAUCUCUGCGUUUUGGUGCGCGACACGGAACUGAGACCGGCGAUGAGCAAGUACUACAAUGAGAUUCUGUUGGUGGCUAUGGAACACAUUGACAACGCCGAGUGGACCAUCUCGAAUGCGGCGCUUCAGCUGUUUGGCGCCAGUCUGGGCAAGUUGGUCGGUCAGCGUCAGGCCACGGAGUUUGAGUCGCGUCCCACAUGGGAACCUAGCGAAUUGGAUUACGAUGAGCUGGGCUGCCUCUUGCCCAAGGCCUGCGAACAUAUGCUGGAAUGCUGUGAUCGUCAAGAGGUUACCUCAUCGAUCAUCCUGUUCCUGGCCUUCUUAUCCAAGGUGGAGCACCUGCGUACCUCGGGCGGCAGGGAUCCCAGCCCUUUGCUACUUCGUUUUCGUCGCCUAAGCUGGCGGCUUUUGCGCCAUAAAUGUGACCAAGUACGCCAAUUGGCAGCCACUUGCUUUGUUCGCUCGCAUGAGUUCCGCUGCGAUUUGCCAGCGGUUCUGCUGACCAGCGCCAAACUGGCUGCCCGUCUCGACGAGGAGAACUUUUACGAGGGACUGAUCUAUACUCUGACGUCGGGUGUGCAAAAGCUCCGGCACGAAGCACGGCAUGUUUGGGCUGAGCAACGUCUGAAGGAGUUCUUUGAGGAGCUCCUGACAUCACUGGACGUGACGAAGGAGCGAGUGAGUCGCUUUAAACCAUAUACCCGAGACGUGCUAAAUGAACUGCUGAAGAUGCUGGGUGAUACCGUGACUAAAGCCUCCCUGGCGGAGACACUUGGCUCACAGUAGUGAAAUGUAGUUUUUUAUCUAAUCUAAAGUAGUAUUAAGCCAAAAAUGUAGCAAUCUUUCAGCUUUUACAACUAUUUAAAUGACGCAUUUAAUGUUUUUGUACGCAGUAAACGAAACGGAAACGAAAGAACCUAUGAAAUAACGAAUGAAUGAACCCAAAA
Molecule: messenger RNA, 3558 nt
Organism: Drosophila serrata
Lineage: Eukaryota; Metazoa; Arthropoda; Insecta; Diptera; Drosophilidae
Biological process (GO): tRNA methylation
Cellular component (GO): cytosol
Source: RefSeq, a predicted model, not a curated record